AUGGAUCUUGACGGACCGGCUCUGGCACCUCCCAAGGGUAUCAAGCCCAAUUUCGACAACCCCCCGAAUCAGAAUGGAAUGGCACAGGCUAUAUUGGCGGUUUGUGCGGCCGUAGCCACUGUGUGCCUUUUUCUACGUGCCUAUGCAAGAGUGUACUUGUUGAGAAAGGUUCAAGUUGAGGAAAUCCUAGCAAUUUGCGCCUUUGGAUGUUUUUGGGGCGCAAUAUGGGCUACGUUUGCCAUGGUCAAAACCCCUGGAUAUUUUGUCCACCAGUGGAAUAUCCGCCUUCGAGACACUGACGACGUCAACUACUAUGUUCUAGUUUUCGGUGUCUGCUAUUCAAUCGUAUUGCCUACGCUCAAAAUCGCUAUUCUGGUCGAGUGGUGUCGCAUGUUUGCUCCUCGAGGCCGUCAAUCUGAGGGUUAUUUCUGGUGGGGUUGUGCUAUUGUCAUCUUUGUUCAAAUUACCUCGGGCAUUGCUAUCGUGAUUGCCUUGAACACGCAAUGCAUUCCUCAUAAGGCGAUCUACAACCUCGCCAUCCAGGGAAAAUGCUUCGAUCUGUAUAAGCUGGAAGUCAGUUCGGCGACUAUUCAGCUGGCGUCGGACAUUGCCAUCAUGUUGCUGCCGCAGCGGGUGAUAUGGACUUUGAAAAUGACAUGGCGCAAGCGGAUGGGUGUUUCUGUGAUUUUUGGUUUGGGUUUGUUAGCUUGCGUCUCCGCCGCCUUCCGACUAGCCGUGACAAUCCAACACAGCGAAGCCCUGGACUCAAUCUACCAUCUCGCUCCCCUCGUCUUCUGGGCCACGGCUGAAAUGUCGUGCGGCUUCUUCAUUGUUUGCCUGCCUUGUAUCCCUAAGAUCCUGAAAGAGACUGGAGUCAGCCGGAACAUCAAGCGAGCAUUCGGGAUGAAGACCUCGGGUACCAAUUCUAAGGGAAUAGAGCACUACGGGGUUUCCGGUCGGUCGACCGACCACGCCAAGGGAGCUUCGGUUUCGAACACUUAUCACAAAAUAGAUGAAGAUGGGGUGCCGCUGGGGGCAUUGAAGGGAUCAGAGUCUACGGAGCAUUUGAAUGCGGGUAUUACUCGCACGACUAGGAUCACUGUCACGCAGGAUCCUCGCACCGUUAGUGAUGAUGGGAGUCGUGGGAUUCUCUAUCCAUAG
Aspergillus melleus is the source of this 1161-nucleotide messenger RNA. RefSeq lists its product as uncharacterized. The coding region runs from base 1 to 1161 and encodes 386 amino acids. The transcript has 5 exons. The record is from RefSeq and is a predicted model, not a curated record. NCBI's taxonomy places the organism in Eukaryota, Fungi, Ascomycota, Eurotiomycetes, Eurotiales, Aspergillaceae.